This is a messenger RNA of Closterium sp. NIES-67, 686 nucleotides long. The record is from the annotation of a GenBank genome assembly. NCBI's taxonomy places the organism in Eukaryota, Viridiplantae, Streptophyta, Zygnematophyceae, Desmidiales, Closteriaceae.
AAGUCUGCUUCGAGCAAUAGAAUCCGGGUGGGAUCUGUCAGUUGGUUCUCAGGUCUCUAUUUGGAAUUCCGUCGCCUUCUACGGCCCUUCAUUCCCUCCUGAUCCAAGCUCGCCUCGUUUCGCGUCGUCGAUUUGGCGAAGGUUCCUGGGCUUCCUUACAUUCUAGGCCACUCACACCGAAACUCAAGCACUCACUCGUUGCUGUACUAGUACGAUCACUGAAAUUCACAACCAGAAAAUUGCUUGACACAUUCCGCCUGUCUUCCUCCACUCCACUCCUGCUAUCGCAUGGGCCUUGUCAGCUUCGCCAAGCGCUGUCUGCUGCAGCUGCUGCUCUCCCUCGCCAUAUUCUUCAUCCCCAUCGUGUGGGCCACCGCCUCCGACCAUUCUCUCUUCUCUCUCGGCGUCUCCCUCGCCGUCUCUGCUCUCUGCUACCUGCUGCUGCCUUGGGACCUUAUCCCCAACUGGCUGCCGUUGAUUGGCUGGAUUGAUAACUUCGUUGCGCUGCUUGUGCUUAUCGGCGGAGGGCUUCUGGCUGGAGCUGGGCUGGCUGUGUCCAUGGAGGAUUGAUGUGAGCAACUGGUGGAACUGGUAGUGUGUAAGGCUUCUCUUGAUGGAGUUUAAUUUAAAAGUGAUAUACCGAUAGUGUUUCUUAAAUGCGCCACUAGGGCAAGUCCCUAAAAUGC